This is a messenger RNA of Cyanidioschyzon merolae strain 10D, 2730 nucleotides long. Its product is annotated as polyribonucleotide nucleotidyltransferase. Gene Ontology annotation, cellular component: cytosol; mitochondrion. The record is from RefSeq and is a predicted model, not a curated record. The transcript has a single exon. NCBI's taxonomy places the organism in Eukaryota, Rhodophyta, Bangiophyceae, Cyanidiales, Cyanidiaceae. The coding region runs from base 1 to 2730 and encodes 909 amino acids. Gene Ontology annotation, biological process: mitochondrial mRNA catabolic process; mitochondrial RNA 3'-end processing. Gene Ontology annotation, molecular function: RNA binding; polyribonucleotide nucleotidyltransferase activity; 3'-5'-RNA exonuclease activity.
AUGCCUUCGCAAGAGAACCCUUGGGCCUAUAUCCCGUCAACCUUUGUGCUAUGCCCGGGUUGCACGUGGUCAAGUCACCGGAGCGGAGUGGCGAACUUGGCGCCGUUGCCCAGAGCUAGUGCUGCCUGGACGACGACGACGUUGGGGACGUUCGCGACACCCGUGUCGGUGUUGCGCCGAAUACGAGUCCCUCUGGACGAAUUUCCAGCAUCCAUUGAAAGCGAACGGCGUGCUGCGUGCGUAUGGAGAACGGCAAACCCGACGGGUCGUCUACGCCAGCUUUUUGCGAAACUCGAGCGCUUUAGCGUGGACAUUAAUGUACCGGGUGCGGAGGCCCCGAUUCAACUCGAGACAGGGUUUUUCGCCCGUCAGGCCGGUGGCGCCGUGGCGGUGCGCUCCGGAGACACGGUCGUCUACUGCACGGCUUGCUCGGACGCGGAGCUCUCACCGAACAUCGAUUUCGUGCCACUUCGCGUCGACUAUGUGGAAAAAUUCUCCGCUGUCGGUCGUACAUCCGCCGGAUACCUGAAGCGGGAACGACCUGGCGAUCGUGAAAUUCAGGUUUCGCGCCUCAUUGACCGACCACUGCGGCCUUGUAUUGCUGAAGGCUUCUUCAAAGAAACCCAAGUCCUGGCCAACGUGUUCUCAUUCGACGGCACCCACCAGGCGGACACACUGGCUAUUUGCGGUGCCGGAGCGGCGCUGGCGCUCUCCCCAGUGCCCAUGUGCGCUCGGGUAGCGGGUGUUCGCAUCGGAAUGCGUCAGGAUGGAAGCUUUGUGGUGAAUCCGACCGAGCAACAAAUGCGCGGUGAAUGCAAAUACAUGGACAUGGUGGUAGCGGGCACCAGCAGCGCAGUGCUUAUGAUCGAAGCGGGAUGUCUCUUCGCCUCUGAGCAGCAGAUUGCUGAGGCUAUUGAAGUCGCGCAACGAGCGAUUGCACAAAUCUGUGAGGGCAUCGAACGACUGGAAGCGCUGGUGACUGCAGCGCAUCCCGAGCGUGCUCCCAAAGAUGACGCUGACCUGCGUCGUGUGCGCGACACCUUGCUGGAGCAGACGAGGAAGAUCGCACGAAAGAUGGGUCUCUCGCAAGCUAUUCGAAUCGCGGAGAAGAAGCAGCGUGAAGCGGCACUGGCGGAAAUACGCGAACAAGUGCUGGAGGAGCUUUUGGAUGCUGUCACAGAGCAGGAGCUCGAGACGCACGGUGCCGCCGAUGAGGAAGCGUUCGAAACACUCUGUCGGAUGGCGUGGAAACGGGUACUCUCCAGCGAGAUGCGUCGUCUCAUUGUACGUGAAAAAGUCCGUGCAGAUGGACGAAAGCCGCAUCAAGUGCGCCCCAUUGAUAUUGUGCAAACGCCGCUGCCUUGCGCGCAUGGCUCGACGCUUUUCACCCGCGGUGAGACGCAGACACUCGCUGUCGUGACGCUGGGCGGUCAGGAUAGCGCCCAGCGUUCCGAAUCGCUGCUCGGAGAGCAUACCGCUCAUUUUUACCUGCAGUACAUGUUUCCGCCUUUUGCGGUCGGCGAGGUAGGACGCAUUGGAGCACCAGGCCGCCGCGAGAUUGGCCAUGGCAUGCUCGCCCAGCGAGCAUUGGAGCCCGUUGUACCUCCUCGCGAGGUCUUCCCAUACGUGAUACGCGUGGAGAGCAAUAUCAUGGAGAGCAACGGGAGCAGUUCCAUGGCGUCGGUUUGUGGAGGCAGCCUAGCGCUCAUGGAUGCCGGCGUUCCGGUGAGUGCAGCGGUUGCGGGCGUCGCCAUGGGCCUCAUUCUCGACCAGACGACUGAGGAACCGGACGUGUCGCGUCAGUCGCCCUCCUAUCUCAUACUGACGGAUAUUUUGGGUAUGGAAGAUGCGCUCGGCGAUAUGGAUUUCAAAGUUGCGGGCACACGUACCGGCAUCACCGCCUUGCAAAUGGAUAUCAAGGUCGAGGGCAUAACGCUUGGAAUCAUCAGAGAGGCCCUGGAGCAGGCGCGCGACGCAAGAAUCCACAUGCUGGAUGUGAUGGAUGCGGCAUGCAGCGCGCCCAGAUCAACGGUACCCAGUUCGGUACCGAAGAUCAAGAUCAUCAACAUUGAUCCGAAACGCAUCGGAGACGUCAUCGGCCCGGGCGGCAGGGUCGUGCGCAGCAUCAUCGAAGCGUGUGGCGGCGAGGAGAACAUCACAAUCGACAUCGAACCGGACGGUGUCGUGAGCAUCCUCGGACCCGAGACAGAGCUCUUGGAGCGAGCGGCGCGUAUGAUUCGUAAUAUCACCAUGGACGUUGAGGUGAGUCAGGUCUUCGAACAGGCUCGGGUAACCAAAGUCCUUCCGUUUGGUGCGUAUGUCGAAUUGGAUCCUCUGACGGGCAAGGAGGGAUGGUUGCACAUCUCCGAAAUCGCUUGGCACCACAUAGACCGAAUUGAGGACGUUCUGCGUGAAGAUCAAGUUAUUGCCGUGAAAGUUCUUGAGGUGAAUGCACGAGGCCAGGUCCGCGUUAGUCGCAAGGCCUUGUUGGAACGACCGCAGCCCUCUGAUGCUGCCGCCGGUGCAUCCGCGAAUGGGACUCGUGCCAAUACAAGCAGAAACGUGACUUUAUCGGACGCUCCAGGGUCGGGGUCAAGUGCGCGGCCAGGCCGCUCUCCAUCGUCGUCGUCGUCAGCGCCGAGGUCUGCACCGAAUCGACCAUCGUCUUCGUCAACGUCUGGGAAUCCGGCGAUAAAACCAACGCAGCCGGCGCCUCCGGAAGAGACAUAA